This is a messenger RNA of Arabis nemorensis, 987 nucleotides long. The record is from the annotation of a GenBank genome assembly. NCBI's taxonomy places the organism in Eukaryota, Viridiplantae, Streptophyta, Magnoliopsida, Brassicales, Brassicaceae.
AUGGCGACGAACAUUGGGAUGAUGGAUUCUGCAUAUUUCGUAGGGAGAUCGGAGAUUCUCGCGUGGAUUAACUCCACUCUCCAACUAAAUCUCUCCAAAGUCGAAGAGGCUUGUUCAGGAGCUGUUCAUUGUCAGCUCAUGGAUUCGGUUCAUCCUGGAAGUGUUCCGAUGCACAAGGUUAAUUUUGAUGCGAAGAGUGAGUACGAGAUGAUUCAGAACUAUAAGGUGCUUCAGGAUGUGUUUAACAAACUCAAGAUCACUAAGCACAUUGAAGUGAGCAAACUCGUUAAGGGUAGACCGCUGGAUAACUUGGAGUUCAUGCAAUGGAUGAAGAAGUACUGUGAUUCUGUGCAUGGAGGCCAGCAUCAGAAUUACCAUGCACUGGAGAGGAGAGAAGCCAGCAAAGGAGGAAAAGAAGCAACCAAGAGAGCUGCAGCUUCACAACAAUCAGGCAAGACCUCUUCUUCUUCAGCUGCACCUAGACCUUCUUCUUCGAAUGGAAACCGUAAACACGAACCACAACAAUCCUCCAACACUGGGAAUCACCACUCUUCAAAAGCCUCAGCUAAACAAACUAAACCAGUGCCUGCUUAUGAUGAAAAGAUCACAGAACUGAAACUCUACAUAGACAGCUUGGAGAAAGAGAGAGACUUCUAUUUCUCUAAACUAAGAGAUGUAGAAAUCCUCUGUCAAAACCCAGACACUGAACACUUACCUCUUGUUGGUUCGAUAAAAAGAAUCUUAUACGCAGCAGAUGGAGAAGACGUAGGAGGAGCAAUAGCAGCAGAAGAAACAACACAGAUCUUAAGCCCCAUAGCCGAAGGAUCAGAAGAGAGAAGAAACAGUGUGAUAGAGUCUCAAAAGAGAAAACUCAUAGUGAAUCUCGACGUCGAUGCUGCAGCGAUCACAACGCUCUCUCCGAGACAACGCCUUUCGGAUUCUUCUGAUGUCAAAUGCAGUGGAUCAUCUCCUCUUUUGACAUGCUGA